This is a messenger RNA of Symbiodinium sp. CCMP2456, 1460 nucleotides long. The record is from the annotation of a GenBank genome assembly. NCBI's taxonomy places the organism in Eukaryota, Dinophyceae, Suessiales, Symbiodiniaceae.
AUGAACGACGCCUGGGCACUGUACGCGGUGGCGGGCGCAGAGUCCGUCUUCUGGCUUGCCGAUCCGCUUGGUGUGCACACGGCUAUGAAUAAGGGCAAGCCGACGCCCUGGGGCGGACGCAUCGCUGCUGCGACCAUCAACGGCGGCAGCCAUGCCCUCUUUGCGUAUGCCCUCAUGAAGGCCAAGAUGGGAAACACGGCUUGGGCCAACGUGGCCGCGGGUAUGGCACCCUUCUUGGCGGCAGUGAACUGGGGCCAGUGGGUGUUCUGGUGGUGGCCCUACGUCCUGGGCAAGGCUGCAGGCACCCGUGAGAUGAUUGAAGAGCACAUCGAGGAGUUGAAGGAGUUGCCGCGUAUCCUGCCGGGUGAUAAGACGAAGCACCUCGUGCCCGACAUCGAGCACACGCUCCUGCAGCCUCUGACACUCAUGGCGCUGUAUCAGGCGGCGCAGUUGGCACCGUAUGUGCAGCCGACGGGCACGGGCAAGAUUGCCUUCUGUGGCGUCGGCGUGCUCUCGUUGCUUCUGCCGGUGAUGAUGCUGGCAAAGAGCAAGACCCCUCUGGAGGAGCGCAGCUCUCAGCUCGUGCUGCUGCAAAUCUUGGGCACUCUGGCAUACUUUUUCAAGUCCUUCGAUAAGGUCUAUACAGCUUGGCGCUUGGUCACGUCCCUCCCAGAUGCAGAGGUCUGCCUCUUCGAGCGAUCCAAACGCCUAGGCGGACGCAUCGCUUCCAUCCGCAACCUCGGCCCGCACGAGGACCUGGUCGUGGAAGCUGGAGCCUACCGCUUCGUCCCGGUCCCGGAGUGCGAGAAGAUUGGCCAGGAGACGAAAUGCGAGUGGACGCCGCUGGCCAGGCACCUGAUCAAGGAUGCCCUCAAGCUGAAGACGGCUCUCUACGAUCCCUUCCCAGGAGACAAUUCCAAGAUGGAGAAAAUCGUGGAUGAGAAUGGCCACAACGCUGGCUACGCCACCUUCGUGGAGACCAUGGCCAAAGAAGCAGAGGAGGCGGGCCGGCUCCACAUCUACAUGCUCCAUGAGGUGACUUCGCUUCGACGAGCCGGCAGUGGCAUCAGUCUUGCUAUGAAGGGCCCGGACGGGCAGAAAGAGGUGGAGGCCGACGCCGUGCUCCUGAACGUGCCGCAGCUGCCGCUUCUGCGGCUGCUGAGUGCCAGCGCAGAGGUGGACGACAUCAUGACGCCUCGUGAAGAUCUCUUCGCCCCAAGGUCGUAUGCCAUCCUGAAGCUCUACGUCUACUAUGAGGAUGCAUGGUGGCGGAACUACCUGAAUCUGACGGCCGGCCAGUUCAGCAACAUGGGCGAUGACUGGUGGAAUGCUCCCUACCAGUUCCCGCUGCCGCUGGAGGGCCGUUACUGGGAUGGCGAUUUCCGUUGUGACAGCGACGGGCGCAAUUGCCGAGGAUUCCUCGAAGCCAUCUAUGGUGGGGGCGACACCAUCAUCGAUGC